UGGACACGGGCGGGCCCGGACACGCACGCGGCGAGCCGGCCUCCUCCCCGCACCGCAGCUCCCCGCUCCCGGGUUUGGUUUGAAGCCGCAGCACCGCGCGCCCCGCCGGCCGGCCGGCCGCGGUUCUGGUUCCUCCCGGAGACAGACAGGGCGGAGGCAACUGGGUCGCUGCCCUGGGCGUCGGCAGGGCCCCGAGCCCGGAGCACAAAGAUCCAACAAAGAUUGCGGAGAAACAUUUGUCUUCUCCUCCAAACCCAACUCCGCCCGGCUCGGCCAAUCCUGCCUGCGCUUCCCAACGUCCGGCACAAUGGAUUAAGUUUCACCUCCGGGGCCAGGGUCGGGCACAACGGGGGCAGGAUGAAGGAAAAGGCGAUGAUCAAGACCGCCAAGAUGCAGGGCAACGUGAUGGAGCUGGUGGGCAGUAACCCCCCGCAGAGAAACUGGAAGGGGAUCGCCAUCGCCCUCCUGGUCAUCCUGGUCAUCUGCUCCUUGAUCGUCACCUCAGUCAUUCUGCUGACACCAGCGGAAGACAACAGCCUAUCUCAGAAGAAGAAGGUCACGGUGGAAGAUCUCUUCAGCGACGAUUUCAAGGUCCAUGACCCUGAGGCAGAGUGGAUCAGCGACAAAGAAUUCAUCUACCAGGAGCUGAAAGGGGACGUGUUACUCCACAAUGUGGAAACAAACAUCUCUACUGUGUUAAUAGAAGGCAAAAGAAUUGAAUCCCUGCGUGCCCUGCGCUAUGCCAUCUCCCCAGACCGCGAGUAUGCCCUGUUCUCCUACAGCGAGGAGCCGAUCUACCAGCAUUCCUACACUGGAUACUACGUCCUGAGCAAGAUCCCUCAUGGAGACCCCCAAAGCCUGGACCCCCCAGAGGUCAGCAAUGCGAAGCUGCAGUAUGCAGGCUGGGGCCCGAAGGGGCAGCAGCUGAUCUUCAUCUUUGAGAACAACAUCUACUACUGUGCACAUGUGGGCAAGCAGGCCAUCCGAGUGGUGUCCACGGGCAAGGAGGGCGUCAUCUACAAUGGCCUCAGCGAUUGGCUAUAUGAAGAGGAGAUCCUGAAGAGCCACAUCGCCCACUGGUGGUCUCCAGAUGGGACGCGCCUCGCAUAUGCUACCAUCAAUGACUCCCGUGUGCCACUCAUGGAGCUACCAAGCUACACGGGCUCUGUUUACCCCACGGUGAAGCCCUACCACUACCCCAAAGCCGGCUUCGAGAACCCCAGCAUCUCCCUGCACGUCAUCGGCUUGAACGGGCCUACCCAUGACCUGGAGAUGGCGCCACCUGACGACCCCCGCAUGAGGGAGUACUACAUCACCAUGGUGAAGUGGGCCACUAGCACCAAGGUUGCUGUGAACUGGCUGAGCCGGGCACAGAAUGUAUCCAUCCUCACCCUCUGCGAUGCCACCACUGGAGUCUGCACCAAGAAACACGAGGAUGAAAGCGAAGCCUGGCUCCACAGACAGAACGAGGAGCCCAUGUUCUCAGGGGAUGGACGCACCUUCUUCUUCGUCCGGGCCAUCCCACAAGGCGGGCAGGGCAAGUUCUACCAUAUCACUGUGUCCUCGUCCCAGCCCAACAGCAGCAAUGACAACAUCCAGUCCAUCACCUCUGGGGACUGGGACGUUACCAAGAUCCUGUCCUAUGACGAGAAGCGCAACAAAAUCUACUUCCUCAGCACUGAGGAUCUGCCCCGGCGGCGGCAGCUCUACAGCGCCAGCACCGUGGGCAGCUUCAACCGUCAAUGCCUGUCCUGUGACCUGGUGGGCAACUGCACCUACUUCAGUGCCACCUUCAGCCACAACCAGGACUUCUUCCUACUCAAAUGUGAGGGUCCUGGUGUCCCCAAGGUGACAGUGCAUAGCACAGAGGACAACAGAAAACUUUUUGACCUGGAAACCAACGAGCGGGUGCAGAAGGCCCUGAGCGAGCGUCAGAUGCCCAAAGUGGAGUUCAGCAAGGUCAAGGUGGAUGACUACAGCCUGCCUCUGCAGAUCCUCAAGCCAGCCACCUUCAGCGACACGGCCCACUACCCCCUGCUGCUGGUGGUGGACGGCACCCCCGGCAGCCAGAGCGUGGCUGAGAAGUUUGAGGUGACAUGGGAGACGGUGCUUGUCAGCAGCCACGGGGCUGUGGUGGUCAAAUGUGACGGACGAGGCAGCGGCUUCCAGGGCACCAAGCUCCUGCACGAAGUGAAGCACAAGCUGGGCUCCCUGGAGAGGAAGGACCAGAUAGAGGCUGUGCGGACGAUGCUGCAUGAGCAGUACAUAGACCAGACCCGUGUGGCUGUGUUUGGAAAGGACUAUGGCGGUUACCUAAGCACUUACAUCCUCUCUGAGAGGGCUGAGAACCAGCACCCCAUGUUUGCCUGUGGUGCGGCCCUGUCCCCCAUCACUGACUUCAGGCUCUAUGCCUCCGCCUUCUCUGAGCGAUACCUGGGUCUCCUUGGACUUGACAACCGAGCCUAUGAGGUGACUAAGGUGUCCCACCACUUGUCUGGACUGGAUGAGCAGCAGUUCCUCCUCAUCCACGCCACUUCGGAUGAGAAAAUCCACUUCCAGCACACGGCGGAGCUAAUCACACAGCUCAUCAAGGGGAAGGCCAACUACAGCUUACAGAUCUACCCAGAUGAAAGCCAUUACUUCCAUAGCGACCUGCUGAAACAGCACCUGUACCACUCCCUCACCCGCUUCUUCGUGGACUGUUUCCGGGUCCAGGACAAAGUCCCUGCAGCGGCAGCAGCCAGAGAAGACGAAGAGGACUGAAGCACCAGCCUGAAGCCCAGCUUAGCUCUGCCCAGACAGAGGAGGGACCAUGUGCGGGAACCCGCCCACAGCAGGGGGCCCUGCCAUAGCAUGCGACUUGGGGGCUGCAGGCAGGAAUGAACGUGGACCCCGGGCUCUCAGCCAUCCCUGGCCCUCCCCCAGACACAGGACAGCUAGAAACACGAACACGGGGGGGCAGAGGCCGUUGGCACCUUACACAUGUGCCGGACCCCCAGAGUUCUGAGAGCACAAAGACUGCCAAGAACCCAUCCCUAUUGGCCCCUUGCUGCUCCGAGCCCCCGCAGCAGGGCCCAGAUGCGUCUUGCUGUCGCUGUGCUCUUAGUCCACCUUUCUGAAUUAAUCCGUAUUUUUCUAUGGUUUUUACCUGCCACUGGGCCCAGUCUUGCAGCUGUUCUGCUCAUUUCAUUUUGUUCUGCUUUGUGUUUCUUUCGUCUUGCUCUGUCGGCCCCACGCUUGUUUGUAUAAAGACCCAUCAGAGUAACUAACUGCUCAGUCCCCCUGGGGUGGCCUGAAGAUCCCUUCCAGACUUUUCAAAAUGCUGGGGGGGUACCAUUGUUAGUCACUAAAAGUAUAUCAAUAAAACCUCUCUCCCAACAC
Suncus etruscus (white-toothed pygmy shrew) is the source of this 3381-nucleotide messenger RNA. It is a transcript of the gene DPP6, whose product is annotated as dipeptidyl peptidase like 6. Gene Ontology annotation, molecular function: serine-type peptidase activity; dipeptidyl-peptidase activity. The transcript is spliced from 26 exons. NCBI's taxonomy places the organism in Eukaryota, Metazoa, Chordata, Mammalia, Eulipotyphla, Soricidae. The coding region runs from base 358 to 2763 and encodes 801 amino acids. Gene Ontology annotation, biological process: proteolysis. The record is from RefSeq and is a predicted model, not a curated record.